CAAUAAUUCCAUGUGCUCAUUGUUACAUGUAUUUGCAAUACCGCUCCUGUGCGAAUGGUGGCAGACGAGGACCAUGUGAGCAGAAAGCGCCACCGGCCACACGUUUCUAUCUUCGAGUCAUGGCAGUAUUUUUGGUAAUGAAACUGUUCCUGGAGCACUUUUGGCAGUUCUCAUGAGCGCUACAAGCCAGGAAAAGCCGCAGCUGACCAGCUGUUUCAGGAGCAGGAGUUGCCCGUACCUUCGACCGAGCGACACACAUCAUGAUGGACAUUUCCUAUCACUGCUUAAAGGCUAACCUGGAUUAAACUAUGAUCACCGCAGGGCUGAGUCUGGAAUGCCAGUUACCAGAGACGGGCUCGAUAUGAACCUUCAUUUUCGGACAGCCUCUGAGCCUUCAGUGUUGGAUGAUGAAAGUCAAGUAAAAAGUCAAGCGGAACCUGAGCCAGGAGAAGACAUCCAUGUUAUUCCGAUCCACCUGCGCCCGGACCUGCUGCUUCCCUGCGCUGACCUGGUCAACUCCGAGUGGCCGAGGAGCCAGACUGCCCGCGUCCACUCGAUGCAGAAAUCCUGCCCGGAUUUCCCCAUCUGUCUGGUUCUCCUGCAGGGUCCCAGAAAUGCAGAGAAGGUGCUUGGACACGCCCGGCUCUCAAGAGUCGUAGGCCACGGCGGCAGCCUGUUUGUAGAGUCGGUGGUCGUGUCGAAGGCAGAGAGAGGCAAAGGCUACGGGGGAACUCUGAUGAAGAAGACUGAGCUUUUCGCCAAAAGGCAAGGGUUCAAACGAUUGUGUUUGACCACCCACGAUAAGCAGCACUUCUACGCCCACCUUGGCUACACGCUGUCCACCCCAGUGCAGAACACAGGAUCCAUGGCGUCAUUCGUUCCUAUGGAGAUGCUUCUCAGGUUUUCCGGGAUCCAUAAUGGCGAGGUUAACAUGCAAAAACAAACAGAAAGGGUCCAAAAAGGGAACCGAGUUGGGUCUACUCGACCUCAUCCUCCUCCUUGUUUCCGAAACCCUCCUCCACCUCUGCCCUCUGUCAUACCUCUUCCUCCUCCUCCUCCACCUGCUUCCAUCCCUCCUCCAGCUGAAGGAGUACCUCUGAUUCAGACUCUCACAGAAACCCCCUACAGAGACGCAAAGGGAGCAUCUGUGUUUUGGAUGCACAAAGACCUCUAAACGGCACCUAUGGGGGUAAACAGUCUAAA
Molecule: messenger RNA, 1203 nt
Organism: Hippocampus zosterae (dwarf seahorse)
Lineage: Eukaryota; Metazoa; Chordata; Actinopteri; Syngnathiformes; Syngnathidae
Product: N-alpha-acetyltransferase 80
Exons: 2
Coding region: 335-1174 (279 amino acids)
Biological process (GO): protein acetylation
Cellular component (GO): cytoplasm
Molecular function (GO): N-acetyltransferase activity; acetyl-CoA binding
Source: RefSeq, a predicted model, not a curated record